Messenger RNA from Coffea eugenioides, 1177 nucleotides. Its product is annotated as methyl-CpG-binding domain-containing protein 7. Gene Ontology annotation, molecular function: DNA binding. NCBI's taxonomy places the organism in Eukaryota, Viridiplantae, Streptophyta, Magnoliopsida, Gentianales, Rubiaceae. The record is from RefSeq and is a predicted model, not a curated record. The coding region runs from base 77 to 1027 and encodes 316 amino acids. The transcript has 7 exons.
CCUAUUGUUAUUGGUAAACAAGUCUUAAGUGGCGAACACACGCAUGUAGUGAAGUUAAGGCCAUCUGGCAACAACAAUGGGGAAAGUGAAGUCCCCACCCUCCUCAUUACCGUCAGACUCCACGGUUGUGCCACCGCCGGGGAAGGUGCUUAGGUCAAACUACAUUAAUGCUGAUGACUACUCCAGCCGCCCGCAAUUGGCGUUAAUUCACCCACCAACUACAGCAGCCACCGUCACUAGUAGAUAUUCAAAAUUUCAGCUCCCCAAUGGCUGGGGUGUCCAAGAGGUCCCUCGCUCUAACACCUCCCGAGUUGACAAGUACUACUAUGAGCCAGGGACUGGACUGAAAUUCCGAUCUUUGAGAGCAGCUGAGAGAUAUGUCAAUGGUGAAGAAUAUACUCCAAGACCCGGGGCUUUGACGUGGCAUGACAAUCACUACAAGUGUUCUGAGCACAGGAAGAUGAUUAUUUGCGGUGGAAAGAUGAUGAGACUUAAUGAAGAGCCAUUGAGUGGAAAUCACUUACCAAUUGCGGCUUCUAGAGAAACUGCGGCCAUGUCACCCUAUGAUCUUCCAGAUGGUUGGGUUGUUGAGGAGGUCCCUCGGAAAAAUGACUCCCAAACGGACAAGUAUUACUACGAACCAGGAAGUGGGCGAAAGUUUCGAUCCUUCAUAGGUGCUAAGAGGUACAUAGCCGAACUAAAAGAAGAUAUUCCAUUAUCUGCUGCUCUUGCGGAGAUUAAGGAGAUGAAUAGACCACUCUCCAAGGCAUUUAAACUGGGCUGUCUUGUAAAGAACUCCAUUUCACGCAAGAAACAGUGUGCUAGAAGCAAAACUCAAACUUCGUCAUGUGUUAGUGUACCAGUAAAGGUAAAUUGGGUUCUUGCCAGUCCUCAAGGGGACGUGUGGAACCCGUUUAUCUUCAAUAUCAAGAUUCCGGUUUCCGUAAAGCAGCAGUGGAAUGAAAGAUUCAGGUUAGCCUUGAAUGUGGAGAAUCACAGCACACCAAAUAGUAGUAAACCAAGUUGAUGAAGGACGGGCUGGUGACAGUCCCCAGAAGAAGACAUAAUUGAGGUGAUUUCAUGUUGCUUGUAAGCGUCCCCGGAAAGCAGCCGUUGUAUAGUUCAACUAAAUGAUUACUCUGUAUAUACCUAUGAGUUCUUGUUAUAAAAUGUUGAA